UGUAAAAAUGAUUUAAUGAGAUAACGCUCGCAUAAUAAAUAUAAGCCGCUGCAGCGACCGAUCGCGACAGUAGUUUUGCUACAAACUUGGAUAACGGAUCAUGAUGAUGUAUUACAAUUUUAUAAUACUUAUCGUAGUAUCUAUUGCUGGAUCCUCCGGCCUACCGUCGGUUUCUUUAAAUACCUACCCGAUCACUGAUUUCGAUGAAUUAAUAAUUGAUAAGAAACUCUCCGUAAAGUGCGGAAAUACAGAUUACAUAAAUUUGUCUAAAAGCCAAUUAUAUGAAAUACCAAAAGAUUUAGUAAAGAGUGACACAAUAAAAUCUAUCUUUUUAAGAGAAAACAAGAUCUCAGAGGUACAUAAAGAUGUAUUUAAAAACGCACCGAAUUUAGAAUGCGUGGACUUGACACAAAACAGAAUUAUGCUGAACCAGUUAAAAAUCCAGCACGACCGUUUGAAAACUUUGAUAUUAGACAAUCAACAGUCUUCAGAAACAGUGGAUAUGUCAUCGAACGAGAUAGACUAUUUGGUCGAUUCCAAAGCUGCCCUGCCCAAUUUACGGACUCUAUCGCUCAGGGGAGCAAGUGACAUUUCGGAACACAAUCUAAAUUUUCUUGUGAAUGCUGUACCUAAUUUGGAAAUUAUUUACUUGUCAGGGAGCAAUUUACGGUUCAAUCACAAUAUAUCAGCAUAUUUCCCUCGCUUAAAACGAGUAUAUUUAGAUCACACUAAGUCGGAUUUUAUCUCCAUCGACAAUUACGGAUCUGUCGAAGAAUUAUAUUUAGACAACAUUUCUUUUAGAUACUUCUUUUUAGACUCACAAGUGACAACUUUGAAAACACUUUCACUAUCAAACUGUUCUCUUUCUCACCCUACGAAAUUUAGUUUACCGUUGUUAAAAUCUUUAGAUUUAUCGCGUAAUGAAUUUUCGAAUAUAAACGCAGAUUUAUUCCAAAAUAUGUCGAAUUUGGAAAAUUUAAAUUUGGGAUAUAAUCAGCUCCAAGAAGUGCCGUAUUUAGUCUAUUUAAACCACCUGAAACAGCUGUCAUUGAAUUAUAAUUAUAUAACUGAAUUUAUAAAUAUGAACAUGCCGAAUUCCUUAAGGGUGUUGAGUCUAAAAGGAAACGGAAUUACUACUAUUGAUAAACUGGCUUUUUCAAAUCUGUAUCAACUUCAAGCGUUAGAUUUGUCAGAAAAUCAAAUUCAAUCGUUACCUGACGGAUGGGACGAGAGCUUACAGAUGUUAGGACAUCUAAAUUUGCGAAUGAACAAGUUCCUUAAUAUACAAAGUAUGAUGAUAAAGUACCUACCGAACUUAGAAGAAUUCUAUGUAAAAGGUAACAAUUUUGACUCGAUAGACGCUAACAGUCUACAGCAGUUACCGAAUAAAUGUAUUGUGUACACAUUUUAAGCGCUAUUCUUCGUGAUACGAACGUGAUAAAAACCAUUGUAUUAUAUAUAAUUUUUUACUGUAUUUCAUUUGAUUAUAUGUAUGUUAUAUGACGACGUUUGUGAACGAGUAAUUUUGAUAAAAUAAACUGUGUACGGAGAUCAGUGUGCAACAAG
Messenger RNA from Ceratina calcarata, 1566 nucleotides. Its product is annotated as chaoptin. The record is from RefSeq and is a predicted model, not a curated record. The transcript is spliced from 2 exons. Gene Ontology annotation, molecular function: protein binding. NCBI's taxonomy places the organism in Eukaryota, Metazoa, Arthropoda, Insecta, Hymenoptera, Apidae. Gene Ontology annotation, cellular component: extracellular matrix. The coding region runs from base 101 to 1411 and encodes 436 amino acids.